This is a messenger RNA of Zophobas morio, 1296 nucleotides long. Its product is annotated as venom protease-like. NCBI's taxonomy places the organism in Eukaryota, Metazoa, Arthropoda, Insecta, Coleoptera, Tenebrionidae. The record is from RefSeq and is a predicted model, not a curated record. The coding region runs from base 37 to 1218 and encodes 393 amino acids. Gene Ontology annotation, biological process: proteolysis. Gene Ontology annotation, molecular function: serine-type endopeptidase activity. The transcript is spliced from 6 exons.
UAUAAAGUAGUGCCCGAAAUAUAUAGAAUCUAUUGUAUGUCAUCGCCUGCUGAAGAUUUUUUUCAAACAAUGUUAGUAAAAUCUUUCAGAGUAGUGCUACUGCUGGCCCACUUCAUUAGUUAUGGAUCCACCUCCUCACUCCCCACCUUUUCCUCCAAAAUCAAGCGCCAGAGCCUCGCCGACUUUCCCCCUUGCCAAACACCCCACGGCAGACACGGCCGGUGUAAACCCCUCGAAACCUGCCACUUCCUCAACGUCCACGCUGGCGACCCCCACCGCGCCAAAGUCCUUUUCCUUCGGCAUUCCGAAUGCGGAUUCCUAGAUGAAGAUCCCAAAGUUUGCUGCCCUCUCUCCCCCAGCGACUCCGAGCCAGAAGGAAAUUCCUCAUUUAUCAAAACCGACAUACUUCCUAGCCUGGAAGAGUGCGGAAUUAGCAACGUUCGCAACACAGAUGGCGGCGAAGAAACCAAACUGGGCGAAUUUCCAUGGAUGGUGGCGUUGGAGUACUCGAAGUAUGAUAAAAGAACCAAGGAGAUGGUUCCAGACAUUCAAUGUGCGGGCGUUUUGAUUAGCAAGAGAUACGUUUUGACUGCAGCGCAAUGCGUGAAAGAGGGAUUAGAGAGGGUACGAUUGGGUGAUCACAACCUCAAGACUAACACAGACUGCGGCGAUGGUGUGUGUGCUCCGAAGUACCUCAGUGUGAUCAUACAAGAAUCUGUGAUCUUCAAAACGUACAAAAAACAGGAGUACCACGACAUAGCACUGCUGUAUUUAAACGAAGAAGUCAAGUUUUCUGAUUUUAUCAAACCUGUGUGUCUACCAACAACCGUAGAGGAAUUGUAUAGGUCAUACGUUGGACAAAAAGCCACGGUGGCAGGUUGGGGUCAGACAGCAACAAGUUAUUAUAAUAACGAAAUGCUGCUUAAAGUUGAAGUUCCUGUUGUCAACUCUACUAAACAUUUUGGCCCCGACGUGGGUUUGGUAUUUGCUGGAGGAGAAGAAGGAAAAGGUCCUUGUUAUGGGUUUAAUGGUGCGCCUUUGAUGAUCAAACGACAGGUGAUGGGAGGUGCCCGGUGGUACGCUAUUGGUGUGCUGUCUUAUGGGUCAAUUCCAUGUGCCCAGGCGGACGAACCAAGUGCUUACACUCGUAUUUCAAAGUAUAUGACGUGGAUUGAAGACAACAUCAGUUCUCCGAAAGAGGACAUUUAUUACUCUUAAAAAAUUCUAAAUAGUUUUUUAAGUACCUGUCAUCUCACCCUGUCUAAACCAUCUUAAAAUAAAAAUUGGGAACAAAAA